AUGGCGGAGGGCGUAUCUGCGAAGCGAGGAUUGUUGGAGCCUUUUCUACUGCUACUGUGCGCCGUUCAAUUAUGUACGACGUACCCGCAAUAUGACUAUUAUGAUCCUAUGUUGUCUGACUUCGAAUUUGGUGGAUGGAGUAAUGGUGAUUUGAAGUUGGAAGGUCAAGGAUCUACUGCUAUGGCUGGUCGUCUUGAAAUAUACAUCAACACUGCCAACAGAGGAGAUGGAGAAGACAAUUUGGGAGAGUGGGGUACAGUGAACGGACGAAAGUUUGGAUUGAGAGAAGCUAAUGUGGCCUGCAGACAGCUGGGAUUCUACUCUGCUUCUCACUGGAAUUAUUCCAUCUACACAGAGUUUGGAGUAGGCAAUGGGACGAUAUUCCUGAGUGGACUUAAGUGCAGCAGUAGAUACCAGCAGCACCUUCUGAGGUGCAAGCACAGCGGGAUUGGAUCACCUACUUACCACUACACCCAUGAUCAAGACGUCGCCAUAUUCUGCAACCCGGUGCCUAUUUGGAGUAGGCCCUACAAGGGGCAGGUUCGACUAAUCAGCUCCAACCUGACCCGACCCUCCAGUGGACGAGUGGAGGUCCACCAGAAGAACCAGUGGGGGACUGUGUGUGCUUCAGCCAUGAGCCAGGGAGCCGCUGACUCUGUCUGCAGACAACUGGGGUUUACCAAUGCUCUGGGGAGAGGAAUCAGCUCAGAGCCGGGGUCAGGGGUCAUAUGGGUUGGAGAAACAUCGUGCAGUGGAUCUCGACGAUGCUUCACCUCAUGUUUCCAGUCCCACAAACACACCUACGGCUGCAACCAUACCCAGGACUCUGCCAUCUCCUGCACAUUUGAUUUUUCAAAGAAGUCUAAAUCGGCAGGCAAUAAAUCAGCCUGCAAAAUCACAGGUUUCCCAUUGUCUCAACUGAUAUUCUACGUGUGUGGAGGGUUGGCACUGUUCCUUCUACUGGCCUUCGUUGGUAUACUGGUGGUUGCUAUGGGCUACAAGAUCAAGAAGAAACUGUCUCAGAAAAACUACGACACUCUCCAGUGAUGGUCAUGGCAACGACAGCAGUUUUGACCCCGGACAACAACAAAAUCUUUCAUUUUUAUCGCAAGCUUUGUAGCUAUAAGAGUCUUUUUUCGCACUUAGCACUGAAAAAAGUUUGUUUCAUCUGUUUUCAUCUGUGGUAGUGCAGAUAUGAUUGUGGUGUAUUUGUACAACGGUUCUGCGCCACACAAAUGUGGGUAGGAAAAAGUGGGUGUGGCAGUGGGAGUGUUUCUAUGGUUUCCAGAGCCUCAGUUGGCAGUCGGCGCUGUAGGUAGCGAUGAUAUUCUGGUGAGGAUGAUGAGCUAUUCCUAUAGCAUCCUUCUCGUGGGCACAAUGGUGUGCUCCAGUUUCCCGGAGUUGGUACUGAAGCAGUAGAGGACCUGGUCUUCACCGAGGCAGUAGAGCCAUUCUCCUCUGGGGGAGGGCGUGCAGGCCAUGAAAUCUCCUCCCUCUCUCUUUCCAGAGCUGAAACUACGAACAACCUGCAAGAGAGAAGGAAGGAGAGGGAAAGACUGGAGGGAGAAUUCUUUGUUGAACUUUGUUUCAAUAGAGCACCAACCUGUCCCUGUGCAUUCAUGAUAGUGACUGUGUUAGUUUUGUUGCACACGACGAAUUGCUCGUUCACUUUGGGCAAGACGUGGACGCUGUUGAUCGUGACGUCAUCUUGACCGGAGAGGGCAGGCUUGAAGGUGUUCAUACAUUCAGUACUCUUCAGAUUCCAC
Molecule: messenger RNA, 1766 nt
Organism: Geodia barretti
Lineage: Eukaryota; Metazoa; Porifera; Demospongiae; Tetractinellida; Geodiidae
Source: the annotation of a GenBank genome assembly